Molecule: messenger RNA, 960 nt
Organism: Stylonychia lemnae
Lineage: Eukaryota; Ciliophora; Spirotrichea; Sporadotrichida; Oxytrichidae
Source: the annotation of a GenBank genome assembly
AUGAAUUCAUUCAUUAGCAGAAGAAACUUAGUGGCUAAGACUAUGCAGUAAUUGAGACAUCAAACGAUGCUCUCAUCACUAAAAUCUGCAGCAAAUUUAGGUUACUUCAAGGAUGAUUACAGUCAAUUGUUUUUAAGAUCGAAAAAGAAAUUGCUACCAAUAAUGAAUAGGGGUACUUGGGCAAGGGUUUUCUCAAUCAGAUCAAUAUUGCUAAGGUUUCUGAAUGCCUAUUAAAAUGCUGAUAAAGUUAACAUAAUGAUACCAGGGGCAGGGUACGAUACGACUUUCUUUUGCUUACAAGAUUUAAUGAGAGAGUAAAAGAUUCCUUAAAAUCUUCAAGGGAAAAUCACUGUGAUUGAAAUAGAUUUCUUUGAGGUCAUUUCCAAGAAGAUUCAAAUCAUUAAGAAGCAUUAGAAUUUAGUAGAUAUGAUAAGAUUGGAAAGUGAAUAAGAUAUUGAAGUCAUUCAUGAAAAACACAUCAACAGUCAUUAAUACAAAGUUUUUUGUCAGGAUAUCCGGGAGAUCGAACUUUUGUAAACAAAUAUGGCAAAUCUAGGAGUAGACUUCAAUGCUCCAACACUAGUUAUUACUGAAUGUUUACUUGUUUAUCUAAAGAAAGCUGAGUCUGAUUCAAUCUUAAAAGGUCUCUCAUAAAUCUUUUAAAGUGAUCUAGUCUACGUAAACUAUGAGAUGAUUCAUCCAGGAGAUGCUUUUGGAAGAGUAAUGAUAGAAAACCUAGAGAUAUUAAGAAUGAAAGAAUAAGGGGGGAUGAGCUCAGCUGAUUGCUAUAAUAUGUCCUAAAUAUAUGCCAAAAGGCUUGAGUCAACAGAGCGUCAUAGGAUAGAGAAACUAGAGAUAUUUGAUGAGUUUGAAGAGUGGGAACUACUAUCAAAACAUUAUUGCUUGUGUUUAGGCAAGAGGAUUGCUGAACCAUCAAUAGAUGAGUAGAUCAUUAUAUGA